AUGCAGAGCUCUUAUGAGGACUACAUAGAACAGCUGGACUCAGAAUUGUUAGAGCUCCCAGAUCAGGAGGAUUUGGAUGGAGCUGCACUGGGUCUCAUCAGAUUACAGGAAAUAUACUUGCUUCCCCCAGAGAACAUCACUAAAGGCACUCUAACAGGAAAACCAUCUCCUCUGAACCCAGAUGAAGCUUAUCAUUUGGCUAGAGUUGCUUAUGAAUAUGAGAAAUUUCAACAUGCUUUUCUGUGGGCCUAUGAGAGUCUGAAGCAGAAAAAACGUGGUGUAACAUCAGAGGUUUCCUUCAAGGAUGUGUUGACAGUCCUUAGCUCCUCAUCCUAUAAGUUUGGACAACUACCUCUGGCAGUUUUCUUCACUGAACAGCUCCUUAAACUUGAUCCCACUGAUGAACAGGUACGAUAUGUACUGAAACACUAUAAACUCCUUAAGGAACUCAGAGGACAUAUCCCAUCCCCAAACAUGUUUACACUUACAGACCCUAUCGUCAGCUCCUAUGAGGCCCUGUGCAGGGGUGAAGAUAUCAAAAAGACUCCCAAAAGACAGAGGGCGCUGUACUGCAGAUACAGCACUGGUGGAGGGAAUCCCAGACUGAUAUAUGCCCCAGUAAAGGAGGAAGAGGAGUCUGACAAUCCACCAAUUAUAAGAUAUUAUGACGUCUUAUCUGAAAAGGAAAUAGAGAUACUGAAAUCACUUUCAAGACCAAAGAGACUCUGUAUUAACGGAAAUUGUGCUGCCUUGAAUGAUGAAGAAGAUCCUGUGAUUGGACGUGUGAAUCAGAGGAUUGCUGACAUCACAGGUCUGGACAUGGAGUCUUCUGAGCUGCUACAGGUAGCAAAUUAUGGUAUUGGGGGACGCUUUGAACCACACUAUGAUGCAAAGGUAAAAUUCAGAGAGAAUUUUCAGAGAAAAUUUGUUUUAUUUUUAAGUAGAAUGGCAACUGUGCUGAUCUAUCUGAGUGAUGUUGAAGUGGGAGGCGCUACAGUCUUCCCUGAAGUAGGGGUUGCACUGAAACCACAGAAGGGCUCAGCUGUGUUGUGGUUUAAUCUGUUAAGGAACGGACGGAUGGAUGACAACGCUCUCCACGCUGGCUGCCCGGUUUUCAUCGGCAAUAAAUGGAUUGCUACCAAAUGGUUUCGUGAGCGAGGACAGGAGUUCAGGAGACCGUGUUCGUUAUCUGAAUCAGAGUGA
This is a messenger RNA of Chanos chanos (milkfish), 1203 nucleotides long. Its product is annotated as prolyl 4-hydroxylase subunit alpha-2-like. NCBI's taxonomy places the organism in Eukaryota, Metazoa, Chordata, Actinopteri, Gonorynchiformes, Chanidae. Bases 1 to 1203 code for a protein of 400 amino acids. Gene Ontology annotation, cellular component: endoplasmic reticulum. The record is from RefSeq and is a predicted model, not a curated record. Gene Ontology annotation, molecular function: L-ascorbic acid binding; iron ion binding; protein binding. The transcript has 12 exons. Gene Ontology annotation, biological process: peptidyl-proline hydroxylation to 4-hydroxy-L-proline.